Molecule: messenger RNA, 1384 nt
Organism: Cannabis sativa
Lineage: Eukaryota; Viridiplantae; Streptophyta; Magnoliopsida; Rosales; Cannabaceae
Exons: 3
Coding region: 29-1282 (417 amino acids)
Source: RefSeq, a predicted model, not a curated record
AUGGGAAUUCGGUUUGUUUGUUUGAGCUAUGGAGUCCAUUCCACUGAGACAUUCAAUCUCUGCAACUUCUCAGAGCUUCAUUACACGAAAGAAGGGAGACCAUGGAAUCCCUUUCUAUGGCAGAAGGUUUCACUCAUCACAAAGACGAACUGGGCUUCAUCGAUUUCCUUCUAUUCAAUCCAAGCAAUCUGAUUACCAAGAUUUUCAGGACUAUGCAAAGCCGGCGCGCCUUUUCCAAGCAGCAGAAGCUAAAAUCUGUAGAGAUAGCUCAGCAGUAGAAAAUGAUUUCAGUUCUUUUAAGAAUGGUGUAUCUCAAUCUAUGUACAAAGUUAAGUUAGGUACUAGUAAUUUCUCAGCCUCAAGUCUCACUGACUUGAAUGCUGGUGUUCUCCUGUGUUUGAUUGAUGAAAAUGGGGACUCUUUAUUACAAAGAAUUCCUGCAAGUUUGGUUAAACAUCAGUCUGCUGAUUCAGAUAAUGACUUGUUAUUCCCUUUUCAAAGAGCUUCUGUGGAUGAAUUUACUUUCAUUGGACCUAAAUUACAGAGAGUUAAGGCUAUUUGGAUCGGCCUUGAAUCAGGCCAAUGGAGGUUAGGAAGAGUGAGCUUGGUAAUUGUUUCCUCGUCUCAACCGUUGUCCAACCAGAAAGGCGCAGAAGAUCUUCGGUAUGUCAGUGUCAAGUAUGAAUUUCAAGCUGAGGAUAUUCUGCUCGGGGAAGGAAGUAAUAUCUCGAUGCUAGAACUUAGACCUUGUCUUGCCACCGAAAUAUCAGGGCUGGAUCCCUCUACCUUAAGCCUUCCCGAAUCGACAUCACUUGAAAGCCAAAAGAUAUCAAAUGAGGAGAGUAUGAGACAGUAUGCAGAUCUUAAAUUCUCUUUGCUACUUUAUGAUGCCAUGUUGAUAUUUUUCGGUACAUCAGCUGCAUCUUUUUCGGUUGGAGAACAUGGAGCUUUCGCAUUUUUAGCAGGUGGGAUUGGCGGUUUCUUGUAUCUUCUCGUGUUGCAAAGGUCGGUCGAUGAAUUACCAGCUCCUCCUCCGGAACCAAGUUCCCAGAACACAGGAGAAACUGAACAAAUGAUUGGAGGGUUUAAAGGACCAAUAUCUACUGUUGCAUUGGCAAUUGGGUUUGCUUUGUUUGUGGCUAAGUACAGCUCUGGAGAUUUUCCCAUGGCUUUCACACCCAAAGAUCUCAUUGUUGGUAUGCUUGGAUUUCUUGUAUGUAAAGUGGCUGUAGUAUUGGCAGCUUUCAAGCCUUUGGAAAAUGGUUUGAAGAUAAACAAGUGAGUUAUUUAUGUAUAACAUAUACACACAACUAUACAUACUAUAUGGCUUAACAUGUAUAUACACAUACACUUAAUAAUACAGUUAUAGAAAGAAAUUGUUGGC